Messenger RNA from Phragmites australis (common reed), 2784 nucleotides. RefSeq names its product probable serine/threonine-protein kinase PBL17. Gene Ontology annotation, molecular function: ATP binding; protein kinase activity. Bases 1025 to 2407 code for a protein of 460 amino acids. The transcript is spliced from 6 exons. Lineage: Eukaryota; Viridiplantae; Streptophyta; Magnoliopsida; Poales; Poaceae. The record is from RefSeq and is a predicted model, not a curated record. Gene Ontology annotation, biological process: protein phosphorylation.
GUUCUUGUGCUGUUGUCUCUGAUGUAGUUUGCUGUAUUUGAGAGGUGUAUGGAGCUGAAGGUUCACGGUUUCGCGUGGUUGGAUGUGUAGUUUUGUUGUGAACUCGUCAUUCAUUAUGGAUUUUGGUAAAAUCAGAUAGAAAGGAAAGAAUGGAUUUUUUAUGAGGAUUUCGAUUGGUUUGAAUGUUUAGGAUGGGUUGCCCGAUUGUAGUUUGUUGCUAUCUUUGUGCUUGUGAGCUCAUGUAACUAGUAACGAGUGAAGGGGAAUGUCAUGCAUAGUCUUUUGGGUGCUGAAAAUUGAUUCAAUAUCGUAUAUUCAGGCUCUCUACUCGUAGUUUCCCUUCAUUUAUUGUUUGAACUAAGUUUGCAUGGUACAAUUUUGUUACUUGACGCCCCUUUGAAGACAUGAUAUGGUGAUAGACUGAUAGGUUGCUUAUGAAAUUGCAGUCUGAGGCAAGGUCUCUGACAAGCUGCAGUCUAGGGGAAGAAUAAGUCAAAUUUAGCACAUACUUUGGUGUAUAACUUAAUUUGUCUCGGCAAAGUUCCUAGAUAAUUUCGUAUUCUGCAAAGACAGUGCUUGAACAAUCCAGUAACUUGAUCUUCAGCCAGUCUUCAAUGUGCGUAGAAAGGAAGAAUGUAGUGUUUCUGAGAAGUUGGUCAAACGUGAAGGCCCAAUUUAACCCCGAAGACAGUUAAUGGAUAAAGUGAGAAGAGAACUUUGAUGCUAUCAAUGCGAGACAGUUGUGCUGAUAUAUUCAAGAGUUUUAGUAGAAGCUGCUUUAUCCAGAAAAAGAGGGAAAGAGAUGACAUAUGGUGUCCUGCUUUUGGGAACUUGUGACCACAAAUGCUCCCUUCAAACCAUUCUUAAAAUGUUGCUGAAGCCAAAACAGAGAACCUUCUUUGUCCAUGUCAUAUCCAUAGCCCUCAACCAUGUAUUUACAGUAUGCCAGUUGAACGUGAGGAAAUAAUUCUGGAGCUUCUCAGCUCUGUAGAUCAGCUUUAAAGAUACAUUGUUGAUAGAGGGGAUGGAACGCAGUAAGCCUGCCAAUGAAGGUGAAGCUGCUGGACCAGAUGGACUGAGGAAAUGCAAAUCUGAUUGUAAAGCUAUAGCAAGUGUUCUUGCCCCUCCAAAAGAUGUGGAGGACUUGCAAGUAGAAGGAUAUGGAAAUGUUAAUAUUUUCACAUACAACGAAUUGAGAGCAGCUACAAAAAACUUCCGACCAGACCAAAUUCUUGGGGAAGGUGGGUUUGGAGUUGUUUACAAAGGUGUAAUUGAUGAAAAUGUUAGAGCCGGUUUCCCAUCCAGGCAGGUUGCUGUGAAAGAACUAAACCCAGAGGGCUUUCAGGGAGAUAAGGAAUGGUUGGCAGAAGUCAACUAUCUUGGGCAACUUAGUCAUCCAAAUUUAGUCGAACUGAUUGGCUAUUGCUGUGAGGGUUCACAUAGACUGCUUGUCUAUGAGUACAUGGCUUGCGGGAGCCUUGAAAAGCACCUUUUUCGCCGGGUUUGCCUUAAUAUGCCUUGGUCAACGCGCGUGAAGAUCGCGUUAGGUGCCGCAAGGGGGCUUGAGUACCUUCACAGAGCCGAGAGAUCCAUCAUCUAUCGGGAUUUCAAGACAUCAAACAUCUUGUUAGAUGCGGAUUACAAUGCUAAGCUUUCAGACUUUGGUCUUGCAAGAACAGGACCUAGUGGAGACCAAACACAUGUGUCAACUCGGGUCAUGGGAACUUAUGGCUAUGCAGCUCCAGAAUAUGUCAUGACUGGCCAUCUGACCGCACGAAGUGAUGUUUACGGUUUUGGUGUCGUGCUUCUAGAGAUGAUUAUUGGAAGGAGGGCUGUGGACAAGAGCCGCCCGACUCGUGAGCAUAACCUAGUUGAGUGGGCACGCCCCCUCCUAGUUCACAAUCGGAAGCUGUUCAGGAUCAUUGAUCCAAGAAUGGAAGGGCAGUACUCCACUAAGGCUGCCAUUGAGGUGGCAAGUCUUGCAUACCGCUGCUUGAGCCAGAAUCCCAAAGGAAGACCAACCAUGAGCCAAGUUGUCGAGACCUUUGAGGCGGUGCAAAACAUGCCUGAAUGCCAAGACAUACUCCUCCAGAACUGUAUCACAGGUGCUGUGACGCUCUACGAGGUCCCGAAGGAGCCUACAGAGAGUGUUGAGACGGAGAAGGCCAAGCAGGAACCGGCAGUAAAAACUGAAGCUGUGGAACCUGUGAACGGAAAGCCAGCUCCGCAGAGCAGGAGAACACGGCCAGGGAAUGGCCGGAGCAAGAGCGAGCCGUCUUUGGAGUCCAAGCUGUACAUCCCGUCACCGGAUUCCGAUGGACAGCAGCCUGGCCUGGAGUUGUUAGCAUCCCCUUCCAGAAAUGGAAGUAAAAAGGACCCUCCUGACGAGGAUUUGUACAAGAUAUAACACGGAGCAGUUUUUCAUGACGAUUGAGCCUUUUGCACUCGCCUUUUGCACUGCCGUCCAUGUUCUUAAAGAUCAGUCAGUCAAUGUUAGUUCUCCCUGAUGGCGACGCAGGUUUCUUGUUCAUCCGAUUAGCAAUUGUAUGUAGAGGAGAGUUGUGGAAAGCAUGUAAUGCGAAUGCUUUCUGCCAUGACGGCGUUAUAUAAACCUGAGACGGCUCUUUCUGGGAAGAUUUCCACACCAAAAAUGGAAGUGGAGAAAUGUGUCCUGACAGUCGUGCCGUUGCCCGUGUGUUUGUAAAGAUGCUUGUUCCCUUGUAAACUUGAACAGUUCUUCGGGAAAUCAACACCCGGAUGGAAAUUGAGAGAUACGUUAGUGUC